Molecule: messenger RNA, 719 nt
Organism: Esox lucius (northern pike)
Lineage: Eukaryota; Metazoa; Chordata; Actinopteri; Esociformes; Esocidae
Product: deleted in malignant brain tumors 1 protein
Exons: 4
Coding region: 303-719 (138 amino acids)
Cellular component (GO): membrane
Source: RefSeq, a predicted model, not a curated record
GAGAGGCUGUGUCUUUAAUUAACCACUACACCACAGUGCUAUACGUUUUGCUUUUCAUGCAGUUGUGUGAUCAUACAUGGAUUUCAAGUGUCAUUGCUCUAUCAGUUGGGUAGAUAAGGUUUAGGAGACAAUUAUUGAUUUCAUCUGUAUAUUUUUCUCCAUUAGGUUGUCUACUCAAUGCACCUCAAUUUACCGAUAGUGCCAAGGUCAGGCUGGUCAAUGGAAAUGAUCGAUGCUCUGGCAGAGUGGAGGUCUAUAACAGUGAUCAGUGGAGGAGAGUGUCUGGUGAUGACUGGGAUGAUAUGGAGUUGGAUGCAGAGGUGGUGUGUAGACAGCUCAACUGUGGGAGUGCAGUGAGUGCCCCAGUGAAUGCUUUCUUUGGUCAGGGCAGUGGGAUGAUCUCAAUGGAUGAUGUGGAUGAUGAAAGUGAUCUUUCAGUGGGGUCUGGUUAUGGAUUUGAAGGAGAGGAUGGUGAAGAUGCUGGUGUUGUCUGCUCAGAGAGUCCCCAGAUCAGGCUGGUCAAUGGGACCGGUCUUUGCUCUGGCAGAGUGGAGGUCUAUUACAGUGGCCAGUGGCGGACAGUGUGUGAUGAUGACUGGGAUAUGAUGGAUGCAGAGGUGGUGUGUAGACAGCUCAACUGUGGGAGUGCUGUCAGGGCCCUAGAGAACGCCCACUUCAGUCAGGGCAGUGGGCCAACCUGGAUGGAUGAUGUUGGGUAG